ACGGUCAACUUUCAACAUCCAUCGCCUCGCCAAUCGCAACCCACAGCAAGGUAGGUAGCCAGCCAGCCAGCCUUUUGCAACGAGUGACGGUGAAAUAAACUGUUCCCAAAGCCCAGGGACCUGCAGUACGGUAGACCUGGGAUUGAUCGCCGGAAUCCGAGUCUGCGAUACGCAACGCCUCGAUUCUCGAUCAUGUCGGGCAUUGGGAGAGGUGAUGGCAAGAGUCACCCCCGUGGCUUCCCGAGCCGCGGCACGGUUCGCUUCGCGGAAGGAACCCAGGGACCGAGUCACUCAGCAUUGACGAUGGUCACGAGAGGAGGCGAUGAUGACGAUACGAAGCUCGAAGAGACGACGCCCCGACGGAAACGCCCCCGUCACGAGCGGCCCAACGAAGAUGAGAUCGACGAUGUGGAUGAAUGGAAUGAUACAGAGGAGCAAGAGGAUGAUGCACCCAGCGUACCGACAGAGCACGAACUCUUGCAAGCCAAACAAGAGCGACGGAGAAAACGAGAGAAGGGUGGUCCGGAAUUAGAAGGCGACGAGGUUUCCAAAGAGGGCAGAACUAGUAUAGAUAACAGCACAUCCCUGGCUUCAGAAGGCAUCGAAAUUGAACCGUUCCAUAUGCAUCAAGAGUCUUCGGACGGAACUGGCUAUUUUGAUGGCGAUACGUACGUUUUCCGCAAGGUUCAAGAGGAAGACGAAGAACCGGAUGCUUGGUUAGAAUCGCUCAGCAGUCGUAACGACGAAAGUGAAAGAGAACAGCGAGGACACCAGCCACUCACCAAACCGCAACCUGACUUUGAGAAGAGCAACAUGGACGAUUGGCCCAAGGAAUCCUUGUACGCAAAAAUUAUUCCUCUCGUGAGUGAUACAGAAACUGUUAUGCAAGCUAUCGCGCGCUACGGGCAUUUACUCAAGCGCAAGCAUAAAACUGGUGCGAAUAUCGGAAGCAACAAUGCCAACGACGAAUCUCGCAAAUUCGCGCAAUCCGCAUUGAACGACCUGACCGGAGCUGCGAACGCACUAUUGCUUAAAGGAAACGUUGAUAUCUACCAAAAAACAAGGAAAGAGCUCGUUUGCCAGCUACCUCCUCAACUAGGACGAAUGAAGACAGCAACCAAACAAAAAGCGCUUUGGGAAUACAUGGGCAAUCAAGAUGGAGCAAUUCACGGUCCAUUUACCACCGAGCAGAUGCAUGGAUGGAUUGCCCAAGGAUACUUUGUUGGUCCCACAGCGGUUCAAGUUCGAUCAGUGAUCGAACAGCCCAAAGAGACAAGCCUAAAAGACGACCUAUUGUCCGAUCUGAUGGAUGACGACGAUGACACCGCGGCCACACCAUCUGCGCUCGAGAGCGUUCGCGGAGAUUGGAUGCAAUCGGACCAGGUGGUAUUUACUAGCUAUACUUAG
Molecule: messenger RNA, 1407 nt
Organism: Phaeodactylum tricornutum CCAP 1055/1
Lineage: Eukaryota; Bacillariophyta; Bacillariophyceae; Surirellales; Neidiaceae
Exons: 1
Coding region: 193-1407 (404 amino acids)
Cellular component (GO): U5 snRNP
Molecular function (GO): protein binding
Source: RefSeq, a predicted model, not a curated record